AUGACGGCGACGGCGACGACGACGACGGGGAGAUCGAGGCUAUGGGAGUAUUUCCACACGGAAUACCAGCCUGGCGAACAGAAGCUAGUGCGCAAGAUCGACUUUUUCAUCUUGAGCUUUUGCUGCCUGAGCUAUUUCACCAAUUACCUCGACCGAUCCAACCUCAACAAUGCGUACGUGUCGGGUAUGAAGGAGGACUUGGGCUUCGUAGGCGAUCAACUGAACCAGAUCAACACCUGCUUCACGAUCGGCUACGUCGUCGGCCAGAUCCCGGCCAACCUGUCGCUGCACUACCUUAAGCCGCGCUACUUCUUCCCAGCCUGUAUGGUUAUCUGGGCCUGCCUCACUAUGGUCACCGCCUCCGUGAACAAACCCGAGAGCAUCAUGGCCAUCCGCUUCUUUCAAGGCAUCGCUGAAGCCACCACUUUCGUCGGCACUCAUUAUAUCCUCGGCUCAUGGUACACGGAGAGUGAGCUGGGGAAGCGGUCCGGCAUAUUUACCGCGUCUGGCCUAGCUGGAACUAUGAUCGGAGGUUUCAUCCAGACGGGCAUUUAUUCCAGCUUGCACGGUAGAAAUGGCCUCCCCGGUUGGCGUUGGCUGUUUAUUAUGGAUGGUCUUAUCACGAUUCCGGUCGCGCUCUACGGCUUUCUCUUCUUCCCAGACACGCCCUCGACGACAAGUGCAUUCUACCUUACGGAGUCCGAGAGAGCUUUAGCCGUAUCUCGCGUGCCGCCGGUGGAGGACCGGUCUCCCAUAUCUUGGACGUUCUUCAAGAAUUCUUUCUCGUCUUGGUUCUUUUGGGGAUUUAUGGUCCUAUGGAUCAUUGCCGGCGAAACCGAGUCUUUCAGCACUAACGCCCUGUUGGCGCUGUACAUGAAGAGCCAUCCGACGAUAAAGUAUUCGGUGGCCCAGCUAAACAACUACCCAACAGGCGUGCCCGCGGCUGGCAUUGUGUCGACGCUCUUCUGGGCGACGCUUACUGACUUCCUUAGAGGCAAGCGUUACCUAGUUGGUUAUUUCAUCGCCAUCACAGGCGUAGCCACCUCGGCCAUGAUCUUAGCGGCCUCCAAAGACCCGACGAAUCCGGCGUCGACCAUGAUCGUGUUCGGCGCCUACUACUGGGCGGGCGCCGUCUAUGCUUGCCAAGCUACCUUCUUUGCUUGGGCUAAUGAUGCUCUUCGCUACGAGCCGCACAUGUUCCGAGCCAUCGUGCUCGCCGGUAUGAACCUCGGAAGCAACGCCGUGAAUGCUUGGUGGAGCAUCGUAUUUUACGGGGCGUCCAUGGCGCCUUGGUUCAUCAGGGGUAUGUGGGCAAUGAUUGCCACAUCUAUCCUGCUAGGUAUCUGGACUGCUGUUUUAUCAUACUCAACGGUUAAGUAUGAGAGGGCGCGAAGGGCAGAGCUUAGCGAGGGUGUCGGAGGCCUUAAAAAUGUCAACGAUGAGGCAUAA
This is a messenger RNA of Durotheca rogersii, 1449 nucleotides long. Its product is annotated as MFS general substrate transporter. The transcript is spliced from 4 exons. Gene Ontology annotation, molecular function: pantothenate transmembrane transporter activity. The record is from RefSeq and is a predicted model, not a curated record. The coding region runs from base 1 to 1449 and encodes 482 amino acids. Lineage: Eukaryota; Fungi; Ascomycota; Sordariomycetes; Xylariales; Xylariaceae. Gene Ontology annotation, biological process: pantothenate import across plasma membrane. Gene Ontology annotation, cellular component: plasma membrane.